AUGUCUCGCGACGGAGGACAUCAACAACCCGACUACGAUGCUGUCAUUCAGUGGCCAUACAACGAUCUCUUCGACGAGGUUGAUAUCUUCGACGAGGUUGAGAUCCUAUCCGUCGAUCUAACUCCGCCAGCCGUACCUCGGGAAACCUUUGCCGUGCCUGAGAGUUAUUCAGCUCAUCCACAUACGUAUCGCAAUGACUUCUCCACACACAACACAUUCAAUUUUCCUAUGUCCAACGUGGAUGUCACCUCUUUCACUGCACCAGAGCCCCUCGAUCACCUCGAUUUCUCAGGCAUUGCCACAACGAUAAAUCCUUUCCCGAUCACCGACAUCAAUGAUCCAUUCACGGAACCUAAUGCAUGGUUAACUUCUCAAGACCGGCCGCUAAUGUUGGCGGACGCUUCAGACGCGAUAACAGAAGACGACCAGUGGGCCCAGUAUAAGGAAAUCCUACGCCAUCGAUACUUGGACCAAGACUGGUCGCUUAAGAAGCUGAAGGAAUAUAUGAAAACCAAUUGCAAAUUCGAAAAAAGUGAAGCUCAAUACAAGCGCAAGUUCAAGAGCUGGGGCUGGCGCAAGCACCUCAAAGCCGAAGAUUGGAAAUUUGUUGCCCACCGUGUACGGAAGCGCACAUUGCAUGGCCAAAGCAUCAGCGAUGUCUAUGUCGACGGGGCCUUGGUGCCCGCAGAGAGAGUCCGCAGGGAAAUCGCUCGCUAUGGCUGGCAGAGAACUGUUGAAAGAUUUGCCUCCGGAAAUAGAGGCGAAUCCUGGGUCGACCUGGUCAGACAUUCGAGAGAUGGCCAUCUCGCUGCCCAACAAGAAAUCGUCCGCUUGCUGCUCUUCGCCGUGUCGAACGAUAUCACCGAUGAGAAGACUGUGGCGAAGGUCCUUGCCGCAAUCUCAGAGAUCCCCGAGACACGGGCUCUUUUCGACUUCCUAUCAAUACAAAAUGCUACCAUCCAAGCCUUUGCAGAGAGACUGUUCAAGGCCACCAUACUCGCCGGGAAUUUUCGCCUCAUGGCCGAGUUUUUGAAGCGUGGUGCAGAUCCAAACAUCCUCCUGACGUACGAUCACGAAAUGAAGACUGCUCUCUAUUCAUGCGCCGCAAAAGGACAGCUGGAAUCUUGUCGGCUACUGUUGGAGUUUGGUGCUGAUGCCAAUGCCCUAACAACCGUUGGGGCCUCGUUUGAUACUCCAUUGGCAGCCGCCGCAGUGGGAGGGAAUCCUGAGCUGGUCCGUCUGCUACUCAGACAUGGCGCUGAGGCGCACACCAGUCGGCGUAUUCAUGAAGGAAGCCUUGCGCUAAAAACCCUGUUGUACCGCAGGACUGCAAGCCAGGCUGCUUGUAUUGAGAUUAUUGAGAUUAUACAGAUGUUGUUGGGAGCAGGAGCCAAUAUCAAUGCUCAAGGCUUGGGAAGUCUUCUCGCUCCGCCUCUUCUCUGCGAGGACCACGACCUUGUCAAUUUUCUGCUACAGGCUGGAGCCGACCCAUCUCUCCUUUCCACUGACAAGGUUGGCGGGACCUUCUUCGCAAAAGCAGCAGCGACAGGAGGUGUGCGCUUGCUCUCGAACGUGUGGAAGUUUGUGUUUAAGGUUCAACCGGAUGAUGGCAGCGUGGUCGCUGAUUUCGGACCUACAGUCUAUUGCCUUUUGGGAAAGUUGACAUACUUGCCGGGCGAGAUAAUCACGCUAUUGUACGAGUGCUUUUCGGAACGAAGACCGCCUAGAGAAGAAGAAUAUUGGAGAACGGCCGCACAACAGGCAAUACACCGAGGGGAUCUGGACAAACUCGCAAUACUGUUAACAGCUGCGGGACGAUCUGAACGCAAUAUGGACAUACAACCCAAACCUGGCCUGGGAACCUGUUUUUGGAUGGGUUCAACCGAGGACUUUUGCUAUCUGCUCGAGGCCGCCGCAGAGUACUCUGACAGGUCGAUUGCAUUGCUUCGAACUCUCUCUUGA
Messenger RNA from Capronia coronata CBS 617.96, 1962 nucleotides. RefSeq lists its product as uncharacterized. The record is from RefSeq and is a predicted model, not a curated record. The transcript has 3 exons. Lineage: Eukaryota; Fungi; Ascomycota; Eurotiomycetes; Chaetothyriales; Herpotrichiellaceae. The coding region runs from base 1 to 1962 and encodes 653 amino acids. Gene Ontology annotation, molecular function: protein binding.